AUGAUGUUCUUUAUUGUACUGCUGAUCUUUCUGCCACUGUCCAAUGCGGACUAUACUCCCGAUUGGGAUUCCCUCGACAAAAGGGCUCUUCCUCGAUGGUAUGAUGCAUCAAAGUUUGGAAUUUUUAUGCAUUGGGGUGCUUACUCAGUGCCGGCGUUGAAAUCGGAAUGGAUGUGGUGGAAAUGGAAAGGGACCAACCCUGAUCCAGAAGUUGUUGAGUUCAUGGAGAAAAACUAUCAACCUGGAUUCUCAUAUGCCGACUUCGCCACUCAAUUUAGGGCGGAAUAUUUCAACGCAAGUCGUUUUGCUGAAGUUGUCCAGAAAGCGGGAGCCAAGUACUUCGUGUUCACUUCGAAACAUCACGAAGGAUACACCAUGUAUCCGUCCAAGUAUUCUUGGAAUUGGAAUUCCGUUGACGUGGGACCAAAGAGAGAUAUUGUCGGAGAGCUGAAACAAGCUUUCAGUCAGACUGACAUACAUUUCGGUCUUUAUUUCUCUCAGUUCGAGUUCUUCCAUCCGAUGUUUUUAGAGGAUGAAAAAAAGAAUACAACGACGUAUCCAGAGAACAUCUCGUAUCCCCAAAUGAUUGAAAUUGUGGAAAAAUACGAACCGGAAGUUAUUUGGAGUGAUGGAGACUGGGGAAAAACGGACAUCUACUGGAAAUCAAAGGAUUUCUUGGCGUGGUUGUACAAUUCCAGUCCAGUCAAAGACAAGGUCGUCGUCAACGACAGAUGGGGAGUCAAUACAUCUGGUCUUCACGGUGGAUUCAUGACUUAUGCUGACAACUACGAUCCAAAAGUUAUCCUCGGAGUCAAAUGGGAAAGUUGCGACAUGAUGGAUACGCAUUCUUGGGGACACCGAAGAAACAUGCGUCCAGAAGAGAUUCGUACUUCCUACGAAAUAAUUGAAAAACUCGCUCGCACCAUUGCAUGUAAUGGAAACCUCCUGCUCAACAUUGGACCUGACAUGCAUGGUCUCAUUCCGCCAAUUUUUGAAGAAAGAUUAGCUGAAGUUGGAAAAUUCUUAGAAUUGAACGGGAAAGCGGUUUAUGGAACCAUACCUUGGUUGUACCAAAACGACUCAAGUACAUGGUACACAUCGUCUCAUAAGUUCCAAUACAAAUCUGGACAUCCGUCAAACAUUGUCCAUGAAAACACGGACUUCAAUUCCCAGAAAAAAGAUAAAACGGUUAUAUAUGCUUUUGUCUUGGAUACAAACAAAGAUGUUUUCGAAUUUCCAUCCAUCAAAACUACUAAAGAAACCAACUUACGCAGGUACAUAAGUCACAUGAAAAAACUUCGCGAAAGGAAAAUUGUCAAAGAAGUGAACCGCCGUGGAUACUAA
Caenorhabditis remanei is the source of this 1344-nucleotide messenger RNA. RefSeq lists its product as uncharacterized. Gene Ontology annotation, cellular component: lysosome. The record is from RefSeq and is a predicted model, not a curated record. The coding region runs from base 1 to 1344 and encodes 447 amino acids. NCBI's taxonomy places the organism in Eukaryota, Metazoa, Nematoda, Chromadorea, Rhabditida, Rhabditidae. The transcript has 10 exons. Gene Ontology annotation, biological process: glycoside catabolic process; fucose metabolic process. Gene Ontology annotation, molecular function: alpha-L-fucosidase activity.